GAAAGAGCUGAAGGCUAUAUGAAAUUGCGCUGAUUUGGCCGCUAUUUUGCACCUCUCGUCCAGCGCCUCCUCUCCGGGGUUUGUUCGGAUAGCUGUGGGGGAAAAGAAAGGAGGGGGAUGCGCGCAGGGUCCUUGAACGCCACAAAGAAGUUGACGAGGCAAACACUGAGUGGACUCUCCUGUUGAUUCAGCUCUUCUUUCCACCGUGCACAUUUCAGGAAUAUUACAGGAGCACACUUCUCACAUCUAUGGCAAAGUUCCUGGCUGAAUUACUAGGAUGCACACUUCCAGACAAGGGCACUCCACCUUUGUUCGAGUGUCGGAGACAACCCCAUCCUGCCCUGAGGCCUUCCAAACAGCGGCCAACGAUUUUUGGGACAUUAACCAACGAGAGAGCACUGUUUAACAACAGCCUGGACAACAUGCCUCAGACACCACCGUUUACAGGGCAGCUGAACACUGGCAGCUACAACAAGAACCUGUACCAGACCAAGGAGGAGGGCUACCCUGGCCUCUUUUAUCAUGACAACAACCUGGUAUCCGGGUCCCUGGAGGCCCUCAUUCACCAUUUGGUUCCAACUGUUGACUAUUAUCCAGAUAGGACGUACAUCUUCACCUUCCUGCUCAGCUCUCGCCUCUUCAUCCACCCGUAUGAACUCAUGUCAAAGGUGUGUCACCUGUGCAUGGAGCAACAGCGACUCAGCGAUCCUCAAGCUGACAAGAUGAGAAUAAGAAAAAUUGCUCCCAAGAUCCUCCAACUGUUGACAGAGUGGACAGAAACCUUCCCAUACGACUUCAGGGACGAGAGGAUGAUGAGGAGCUUGAAGGAGCUGACCCACCGGCUAGCCAGUGGAGAUGAGGUUUACAGGAAGGCGGUUGGCCAGAUGAGCCAGGGCCUGAUCAGGAGGUUGACGGUGCUCAGCCAGUACGAGGAGGCUCUGGUUAAGAUCAACGCCACUGCGGCCGAGCGGUUGACUGCUCUCAAGGCAAAGCCCCAGGCGGCUAUCCAGAGAGACAUGCUGUCCAUCUGCAACGAUCCAUUCACUGUCGCCCAACAGCUCACACACAUAGAACUGGAGAGAUUGAGUUACAUCGGACCAGAAGAAUUUGUCCAGGCCUUUGUCCAGAAAGACCCACUGGACAACGAUAAGAGUUGCUUCAGUGAUCACAAGAAGGCCAGCAACCUGGAAGCAUAUGUUGAAUGGUUCAACAGACUCAGUUAUUUGGUGGCUACAGAAAUCUGCAUGCCCGUGAAGAAGAAGCACCGAGCUCGAGUCAUUGAGUUCUUCAUCGACGUGGCGCGCGAAUGCUUCAACAUUGGCAACUUUAACUCCCUCAUGGCCAUCAUAUCUGGGAUGAACAUGAGUCCCGUGUCUCGGCUCAAGAAGACAUGGAGUAAAGUCAAAACGGCCAAGUUUGACAUCUUGGAACAUCAGAUGGAUCCUUCCAGCAACUUCUACAACUAUAGAACAGCGCUGAGAGGAGCCACACAGAGAUCGAUCACCGCCAACAGCAGCAGAGAGAAGAUUGUCAUCCCUUUCUUCAGCCUGCUCAUAAAAGACAUCUACUUCCUCAACGAGGGAUGUGCCAACAGGCUGCAGAAUGGCCACAUCAACUUUGAGAAAUUCUGGGAACUCGCCAAACAAGUGAGUGAGUUCAUGUCCUGGAAGAAAGUGGAGUGUCCGUUUGAGAAGGAUCGCAAGAUUCUGCAGUACCUGCUGACUGCUCCAGCAUUCACUGAAGAUGCAUUGUAUCUGGCAUCAUAUGAGAGCGAAGGUCCUGAGAACAACAUGGAAAAAGACAGAUGGAAGUCUCUGAGAUCCACUCUGCUAAGCAGGGUCUAAACUUCAAUACUGAAGAAACCAGAACGAUGAAAAACCUGACAAGCGGGCCGUGCCCUGCAACCGCCGCUGUUGUCCGAACAAAGUAUCCCCAUGUUGGAAGGGAAACGACAAUCUCUACUUUGGCUGGCGAGGGUCUUUUGUGUUCCCCCCCAGCUUUAGAUUUCUAUUAAGCUCUGCUUUUCCUUAACCCCCUGCUCUUUGUGCUGUAUAUUUCGAGACAGCUGUUUUUUUCAUCUUUGUAUGACUUUGUAGUCUUUUUGUAAAAAAAAAAAAGAAGAAGAAAAAAAAAAGAAAUGCUACAAACCCUCGAAGUAAAAGCCAGGGUGCUUUUUCUUGUCUUAUGCAUUUUGCCUUCACCUUCUGUGAGCAUUAAUUGAGUCAUUGGGGUUGUUUGUUCCCCGCAAUAUUCCUCAAAGGUUUUUUUUUUUUUUUCCACUGAAGCUACAACGUUAGCUGCUGGUUGGCUAACUCAACAAAAACGCUACUUUUGCUGGUUCCAUAAGCCAGCAAACUUUGUACGGAGAACUCAAGCCUUUCCCGCAACACUGUUUAUCAUUAAGCUAGCCAUUAUUUGUAGUUUUGUUUCGUGUCUUUACUUUUUAGUAGGAGUGAGUAACACUCACUUCAUGUUGCUGAUGGUUUUGUUCAUUGUGAUGUGUAAGGAAAAAAAAUGCACUGGUUGCAAUUUAAAGAUGUAAUAGUUUUGUUUUGUUUUUUUGUAUAAAAUGUUGUGAUUUUCUUCAGCAGGAAGCGACUAGUCAUUUAUCUUUGACACACUCAAAGCCUCAGUGUGCUUUGGAUGAAUUAAGGUAAAGUUCAGUCAAGUGUUUUUCAUUUGGUUGAACAGCAUCUGAAUUGCCGUCCCCCCUCACAUCUCUCUGAUGUCGGAAUUGGGGUUAGAUGAGCACUUCAUUUGAGGAAUACUUAUGCCUUCAGCAGUGAGCUUAAAUGGAAGGUGUGAUGAUAGUUUGUUUCCUGUUGUUCCUGAUAAUCAGUGUUAAAAUAGCCCUCUGCUGCUAAAAAGAUAAGCCAGGCUCUGGGCUGCUAUUCAUACUUUCCCCUUUUGUUCCUGCUCCAAUAUAGAAAAUGAGUGUGGUUGUGCUGCCCCCUGGUGGUUCAGUUUGAAACGUGAAUGGGUUUUGUGUGGUUGAAUAAUGUGAACUGAGGAUUUCUGUUCAAACCCUACAUGUGCUAAAUGAUAUCCUUUUUAUGUUUUUAUUUUUCAUAUUAUUAAAGUAAACUUUCCUCUGUUUGUUUUAUUUAUAAAUCUACUUGUGUAGUCACAUUAUGUCCUCAUGCCAAUAUUUACUAUUAUUUUAUUGUUAUUUAAUUUUGUACUAGGUACAUAACAUGUUUAAGUAGUCCUCAGAUAUUGGCUUAACUAUUAUUAUUUUUUUAUAUACUAGUUUGUAUGAGACACUUAUUUUUCAAGGUCCUAGCUCAGAGUAUGAAGUUAAAUGUUUGACUGAUGUGUGCUUCGCCUUGACUGCUCCUCCCUCAACACUGAGUGCUGUUGUAGUUUAUUUUGUACAUACUGUGUUUCUUUUUUUUCCCCUCUCCCUGUGUUCAUUCAUUUGUAUUUUGACUGUUAAAAUGGAAUAGAGAACCGGUUUAUAAAUUAGUGUUUAAAAGAGAGUUAAUAAAAGAAUGUUUAAAAGUA
Larimichthys crocea (large yellow croaker) is the source of this 3504-nucleotide messenger RNA. RefSeq names its product RasGEF domain family, member 1Ba (gene rasgef1ba). The transcript is spliced from 16 exons. Lineage: Eukaryota; Metazoa; Chordata; Actinopteri; Sciaenidae. Gene Ontology annotation, cellular component: plasma membrane. The record is from RefSeq and is a predicted model, not a curated record. Bases 249 to 1844 code for a protein of 531 amino acids. Gene Ontology annotation, molecular function: guanyl-nucleotide exchange factor activity. Gene Ontology annotation, biological process: Ras protein signal transduction.